Pongo pygmaeus (Bornean orangutan) is the source of this 4071-nucleotide messenger RNA. RefSeq names its product antigen WC1.1-like. The record is from RefSeq and is a predicted model, not a curated record. Lineage: Eukaryota; Metazoa; Chordata; Mammalia; Primates; Hominidae. The transcript is spliced from 6 exons. The coding region runs from base 3488 to 3952 and encodes 154 amino acids.
GUGUUCUAUUGUUUCAAGGGUGCAAACUACAUGUUCUGAUGUCCGUGAGGAUAUUCACGGAUUUCACUGCCCUCUGUCUCCAUGUCUUCCAGCCUCUUCUCAUUCUCUCAGCCUCUGUCUAUCUCCCCUGUUAGGGGCUCUCGUCUGAUGUCUGGUGACCGUUGGCUGUCAGUCCACACUGGAGAGAUCCAAAAUGCUGACCAGGCCGUGGCAGAGUCAUCUGGCUGGCAGAAGCCCCGCCUCGUCUGCCAGCAUCACGCAGAUUCCUGAGAGGAAUGUCUUCCGGGGUCCUGCCUGGAGGUGUAAGUGGCUGCCGUCCACUGUCUAGGGACCUGGUGGGGCCGGGGUCUCUCUGUUCAGUACGGGGGCCUUCGGGCAAUUCCCUGAUGUCUGUCCCUCUGCUCUCAGAGGUCUGGGUGUGUCCAAGUCCGGCCCCCCUGGCUUUCCCUGGCUCACUGUCUUCAGAGUUCUACUGGGGUCAGGGCUGGCUUUGCCACCUUCUGAAAAUCCCUACCUUCAGCCCCACCGGCAUCUUGCUUUCAGAGCACCUGGCUGUUUCCUCCCUCUGUUCCUGCCCUGUCUCCAUUGCAGACAAAGGCAUCCCAGAGAGACCCCCAGGCCAUGCACCAUCCCGGGGCAGCCGGGCCACCCUGGGCUUGGACGGCCCUGGCAUCUGUCCUUGUGCCUGUGUGUCUGUGCCUGUGAGCUCUGCGUGCAGGGGCCCCACGGCCUGCAGGCUUUCGGUCAGCACGAGGCCCACGCCACAUGGCCGGGCCAAUACCUGAGUGUGGAAAGAGGCCUCAUGCCUCAGCCUCUGUGUGUUUCUACUUUGGUCCCGAGAGUGAAGCUCAGGACUCCCAUCCUGUCACUGCACAGGAUGAACAUCCUAGAUUUUUACAACCUUGCCAGCAGGAUUGAGAGUCAUUACUGAAACAGUUGUUGCAGAUACAUGUGAUUCUGACCUACAGGCAGGCUGCGUCAGCGGCUCCCAGCUGUGGGUCCCCGUGACACUUGAAGGCCACCGUAGAAGACACGUGACGUCACGCAGCUCCGCCAGCCCGGAGCCACUGCGUUUAAAGGGGAGCUGGAGGCUCCUGCAUCUGGUCUACUGCCCUCCCUCUCCUCACAGCCUCUUAGGAGGAGCAGAGGACAGAUUCCUCCGGGAGGCCCUGCAAGCUGGGCUGUGUUCAGCAUGGGCAGCCUCGUCCAGUCUCCGAACCUGGCCUUCUGCAGAUGCCCGCCCUGCAGUGGGAUUGAAGGAUAUUUGCCUGGAAGAGUGGCUCAGCCUCUCCAGGGGCUCCUUGUGUUAUGGUCUGGGGGACGGUUAGGGAGGGAUGCAGGGAGGGGCCUAAGGAUGGGGCACCGGGUGUGAAUCCCUGUGGGGAACCCCAGUGCCCGGGACAGGGUCCAUGAGUGCCUGAGUCAGUGUCUGUUGUGGUCUGGGUCAGCGUCCGUCAGGGUCUAGGUCAGGGUCCAUCAGGAUCUAGGUUGGGGUUCAUUGGGGUCUAGGUCUGGGUCCAUUGGGGUCUGGCUCAGCAUCCAUCGAGGUCUGGGUCGGGGUCCAUCGGUGUCAUCUGGGUCAGGGUCCGAUGGGGCUGUGAGCUCAGGUUGCAGCCUCCCUUACCCACUGGCUCCCAACAGAGCCGGGGGCCAGCCGUCCAUGGAGACUGGGUCAUGGGUGGGGAGUGGGUGACCCAGCAGCUUGGUUUUUGUUUGGUAACGUUCUUGGCCACCUGAGUCCUUUGUCCUAUUUUCUUAUUUCUCCUCCUCCCCACCCUGUUUUAAAGUAAAUCUACUCGUGUGCAGUGUGGUUGGGCUUUUCCUGCUUAUCUGCACCCUAAGUGCCUCUGGUGAGCCCUCCAUGCAUCCUCCACUUAACCUCAAGGUGAACAAGCUUGGUAAACAAGCUGGGUAAUUUUGUGAACGCAUUUGGGCCAGGAACAGCUGACAACGAACCACCACAGAGCUGAGCUUGGGGCAUGGCAGGCGGUGUGUGGGGGGCCCCUCCAGCCCUGGGCCAUGGGGGCCUCGGAGUCUGGCCAGCUAGUAGAUGCCAUGAGGGGCGGCUGCUCUGCCCACCCUGCCACUCCCCAAGGAGGUCCCUGGACCAAGAACUCUGCAGGAUGGACUUGGGAGGGCAGCCCCCAGCCUCGGCCCCCACCCUCACCCUGCGCUGCUCGUCCACCGCCUCCCCUGCCUCUGCGCCUGGGCUGCCCAGACCCUCUGUGCCUUUUCCUCCCCAGCCGGCUCACUGCCUAUGUAAGGCCAGCAGAAAUGUGCAGUUUUGUUCCGAAAAGACUGUGGGGGCAGCAGAGCUCCUCAGAGUGUGGGCUCUGGGACAGGGGCUGGAAUUCAAAUCCCGGACCCGCCCUUGGUGUGUGACCUUGGACCCAUGGAUUGGGAGGGGUCAGGAGUCUCUGCAGUGCCGGCCCCUGUGCUGGUCCCCCAUGGAUGAGCUCGCUCUGGGGCUUUGGGCGUCCGUCGGGGGUGGCGUGAAGCUGUGCACCAGGAGGUUUCGGGUCAGAUCUUAGCGAGGUCAGACCCAGUGUGGCCAAAGCCCUCACCUUUGCACAUCCCCCAUCUCUGAUGCUGCCAUCUCCCAGGUGAGCUGGGCCCCUCACUGCCCACGGCUCCUGUGACUUGUGACCACCGGCUUCCUCUCAGAGCUGCCACUCAGCAGCUGUGGGGCUUGAGGUGCCCAUCUGCCUCUUCCGGUCCCAGGUUCCCUCUCUGAAAGAUGCAGCCAGCGUUGCCUUAUCUGAUAGAAUUUGAGGCAGGAUCUGCAGCGGAGACCUUGAGUCCUUGUCACAUAGACCCGUGAGGACCACGGCCCCGGGGCAGAGCCCUCUCCCUGGACACCAAGGACCUCUGACUGCUCCCCACGUGGUUGGCUGAGCCUGGCUGAUGCUCCACAGAGGGGUGGUCCAGGCUGGACAGCUCAAGGUGGCAGAGGGCAGUGGGAGGAGCCCCCUCGACCUCUGGACGCUGGUGGAGCAUAGGCAGGGCAGGGCCCAGUUGCGGGCGGCCCUUGUAGCUGAAAUCGGGCAGACCCUGCCGGGGUGCAGCCCGAUGGAUUCGCUGAUGGAUUGGAUGUGGGUGUGAAACAGAGAUAAGCCGAAGGCUCUGAGUUUUGUGCCUGGGGCACCCCGGAGCUUUUCUGGGCCCAUGUCCGUGGCCGCAGCCCAGCUCCGCCCUGCGGUGCCCACCAGGAGGCUUUGCCGGGGCGGCCAGGACCCCCGAGGGCACGAACACCGCGGACUCGCGGCUCUGGCCCUGCCCGGUCCCGGCCAGCCCUGCCCUGGCGCGGCCCCCUCUCCCGGGGCACGGCCGCCCACCCCCAGGCAGAGCCCCCACCUGGGCCUCUCGUGUGGUGGCCUCAACCUGCCUCUCCAAGGGAGGGGUGCCUGUUCAGGCAGCACAAAGGCCCACCUCUCCUGGGGUGCCCCCCAUUGCUGUGAGGCUGAGGCCCUCCAGGGCCAGGGUCACAAUGGCCCAGGCAGCCCAGGUGCACAGCAGGCCCCGCCUCUCACUGUACCCCACAGCCCCUCCCUUGGCCCCUCUACCUGCCCACAAGGCCUGGGCCCUGCCUGAGAUCACCUGCCUGGUCCUUGGCUCCCUCCUGGGCAUCAUCUCCCUGUUCCUGGGGACGCAGUGGUGCCGCCGCAGAGCAGCCUGCAGGGGUUGGGAGAUGUCAGGCCAUCUGUCCUCAGAGGGUGUCUAUGAGGACAUCGGAGCUUUCCCCAUGGGGGAGAAAGAUGAGGGACCUGCAGCAUCUGUGGACCUGGGCCUGGAGGAGGACUAUGACGAUGCUGGAGAGCCUGAGGACGGCACUGGGGAGGAGGCAGAGGAGGCCAGCGUGCUGCUGAGCCCCGCAGGUGGGGCUCCUUUCAGCCUGGGUCCUGAAGCUGAAGCUGGGAUGGAAGACCAUGGUGGCCUGUGCCCCAGGACGUGAUGACCUGGAGCUGACAGUGGGGAUGUCAGUGUGUUGAGAGAGUGGGAUAAAUCAGGGAAGGCUGGGGUCUUCAUUGUCCUCACUCUCAAAACAGAUGUUAUUAAACUCCCUUUGAACUC